AAAGAAAACAACACGAAUUUUCCUGACACGGAAAGAAAAAAAAACAGAACACGAAUUUUCAAAGAUUUCCACAAGAUGUGUCUUCCAUGAGAUCGUUACCACGUCCCUAAUUCCUCUCCUUCAGACAAAUACUUUUUGCCUUCUUUAGUCUUCUUUCUUUGGCAUACUUUGUCUGAAACAGAAUAAAAAGCUUCGUCUUCGGUCAAACUCAUUCUAACUGUACAGUCAAGUCAAAGCUACAAGAUCUUGUUACAGGUUUUAGGGAAAAAUCUUCUGAACCAAAAGAUUCUCAAAUUUGGGUUUAUAAAAUGGCUUAUUGAGUUAUAUUUUGUUAAUAAAAUCAAAUUAUGGAUGGAUAUGAUUUGAGCUUCACUAGAUUGGUGUUUACUACGGCUUUGUUGGGUCUUUUAACGUUAUUGCAUAUCAAGGAAACUGCAUCAGCAUCAUUUGUUGGUUGUCUCUCUGAUAACUUGACAUACACAAAGCCUUAUCAACAAGGGAGUUUGUUCACAAUUAACGGGAAUCCUGUGGACAAAGCCCGAUUUUGCGAAGCUAUACGGUUUCACAAAGCCAAAGGUUGUAUCUUUGGGGAUUCUUUCGGCGAUGACAUCUGCACAGUUCACCAUUUACUAGGGAGAAGGUUUUUGGAAGAAAAAUCUGUGAAAGAUUCUGAGAGUAAUGAGGCUGGAUUUGAACAUGACCAUGUUAAAGUCAGCAUGGCAGCAAGCGGGUUUCUUCUCUUCUGUUGUGCGCUCUGUUGUCCUUGCUUCCAUAAGGAGAGGAAAGCAAAUAGUCAUGAAGUUCUACCCAAGGAAUCUAACUCAGUGCACCAAGUUUCCUCUUUUGAAAUGAGCCCUUCUUCUGAGAAGAUCCCGCCAAGUCCGUUCCGGGCACCACCAAGUCCGUCCCGUGUACCGCAAAGCCCAUCUAGAUAUGCUAUGUCCCCGAGACCUAGUAGACUGGGACCCUUGAAUCUGACCAUGACUCAGAUUGCUGCAGCAACUGGCAAUUUCUCGGAAAGUCAUCAAAUUGGUGAAGGAGGCUUUGGGGUUGUCUAUAAGGGCUACCUUGAUGAUGGCCAGGUGGUUGCCAUUAAACGAGCAAAAAAGGAACAUUUUGAGAAUCUGCGAACAGAAUUCAAAAGUGAAGUUGACCUUUUGUCCAAAAUAGGCCAUCGAAAUCUAGUGAAGCUUCUUGGCUAUGUUGAUAAAGGAGACGAGCGGCUUAUCAUAACCGAGUAUGUCAGAAAUGGUACACUCCGGGAACAUUUGGAUGGUUCUAGUGGAACCAAACUUAAUUUCAAUCAAAGGUUGGAGAUUGUGAUUGAUGUCUGCCAUGGAUUGACUUAUCUCCAUUCGUAUGCAGAAAGACAGAUAAUACACCGUGACAUAAAAUCCUCCAACAUUCUCCUCACGGAUAGCAUGAGAGCCAAAGUGGCAGACUUUGGGUUUGCAAGAGGCGGUCCUACUGACUCGAACCAGACACACAUUUUAACACAAGUGAAAGGAACAGUUGGUUAUCUAGAUCCUGAGUACAUGAGGACUUAUCAGCUCACUGCGAAAAGCGAUGUUUACUCGUUCGGGAUUUUGCUUGUGGAAAUACUCACAGGCCGUCGCCCAGUAGAAGCCAAGAGACCUCAUGAUGAGAGGAUUACGGUUCGAUGGGCAUUCGACAAGUACAAUGAAGGGAAAGUGUAUGAACUGGUGGAUCCGAACGCGAGGGAACGAGUGGACGAGAAGAUACUAAGGAAGAUGUUCAGUUUGGCAUUUCAAUGUGCUGCUCCUACAAAAAAAGAGCGCCCGGACAUGGAAGCUGUUGGGAAGCAGCUUUGGGCUAUAAGAUCCAGUUAUCUUAGGCGCUCAAUGGUAUAAGAUUUAAAAUAAAUGUCUUUCACAACGUCCAAAACACACAACUGCUAGACUUUCUUGUUAGAUAAUUUUACUUCUUUUUUACAAUUUGCCUUCUUCAAACCACUUCUGUUCACUGGC
Molecule: messenger RNA, 1988 nt
Organism: Camelina sativa (false flax)
Lineage: Eukaryota; Viridiplantae; Streptophyta; Magnoliopsida; Brassicales; Brassicaceae
Product: calmodulin-binding receptor-like cytoplasmic kinase 3
Biological process (GO): protein phosphorylation
Molecular function (GO): protein kinase activity; ATP binding
Source: RefSeq, a predicted model, not a curated record